AUGUUCGGCAUCGUCUUCCCGGACCACACCUUCCCCCUCGAUGCCACCGCUUUCGCGCAGGUGGCGCCCAAUUCCUGGCUCCUCGAUCUCUCCAGUCUCGCGCUCGCCACCGCGCCGCGCUCCGCAGUCGUCCUCCUGCUCCCCGCCGCCGUGGCAGCGCUACCGCCCGGCAAGGCCGUCGCCGUCUACUUCCAGGCCGCCACCAACCGCCCCUUCGCAUUCUUAGGCGCGCUCGGGCCCACGCGCCCCUCGGCCAGCUUCCCGCUUCCGGAGGCCGGCGACGAGCCGGAGCCUGCUGUGGGCCCCGCUAAGCUGGGUGUCGCCGUGGAGGACGCGGCCGUGUUGCCGCCGCCCCCUGACGAGCAGCGCGCCGAGCGUGUCGCGCUCCGUGUCGGCGAGAACCUGUUCAACUUCAUGCAAUCGUUCUGCGGUGCCGACGGCGGCAAGCUGGUAGUGCCCACGGACAUCCUGGACCGGUGGUUCCGCAAGUUCCAGGAGCGAGCCAAGAAAGAUCCAGCAUACCUCAAGAGCUUCGACUUUUGA
This is a messenger RNA of Miscanthus lutarioriparius, 543 nucleotides long. NCBI's taxonomy places the organism in Eukaryota, Viridiplantae, Streptophyta, Magnoliopsida, Poales, Poaceae. The record is from the annotation of a GenBank genome assembly.